AUGUUAAGGCCUGAGACGGAUGAAGUUCUUUUCGCUUACCUUGCCGUGGCCACUUAUGCAAUAAGUCUAGUUUUGAUUCGUGUCGACUGUGGUGUGCAGAAACCGGUCUAUUACAUAAGCAAGUUAUUACAUGAAUCUGAAGUCCGAUACUUACCACUUGAAAAGGCUAUUUUGGCAGUCGUGCAUGGUACACGUAAGCUCCCCCACUACUUCCAAUCACACAUGGUUGUUGUUUUGACUCAAUUCCUGCUCAGAUCCCUACUUCAGAGUGCCAAUUACACAAGGAGAAUUGCGAAAUGGGGCACGAUCCUAGGGGCUUUUGAUAUCAAGUAUAUGCCUCGCACUUCGGUCAAAGGUCAGGUCCUCGCUGAUUUGGUAGCUGAGUUUGCCGAGACCCCAUCAGAAAAUAAAUUAGAAGAGCAAAACAUGGAUGAAAAGUCGGUUGGCAUAAUCUCUUUGCAAGAACCUUUGUCAUGGAAAGUUUACGUUGGUGGUGCAGCUAACUACAGAGGAUCUGGAGUGGGGCUAGUCUUGGUAUCCCUAGAAAGGAUCACAAUCGAGAAGUCCUUGAGAUUGGGAUUCUCGGCUACAAAUAAUGAAGCCGAGUACGAGGCUCUUUUAGUAGGGAUGACUAUGGUUCAAAAGAUGGGUGGAAAGGCAGUAGAGAUGUUCUCUGAUUCAAGACUGGUGGUAGGCCAAGUCCAAGGGGAGUUGAAGGCAAGGGACCCCAGAAUGCAGGAGUAUUUGAGCCAGGUUAGACACUUGCAAUCUGGAUUUGAGUCUUUUGUUUUAUCGCAAGUUCCUAGGAAUAAGAAUGCACAUGCAGAUUCUCUUGCCACAUUGGCAACCUCCUCGGCACAGGGCUUACCUCGGGUAAUCCUUGUGGAAGACCUACAUAGACCCUCCGGAGAGGUAAGAAAUAUGAUUCAAGUUCAUCAGGUUAGAAUGGGGCCUAGCUGGAUGAAACCUAUUGCACUAUUCCUUAAAGAAGAUGUAUUGCUCGAGAAUAAGUCUAAGGCCGACAUGGUGCGAAGAAAAGCACCUUGGUUUUGGCUGUUCGAGGACCAAAAACUGUAUAAAAGAUCCUUUUCUGGCUCGUAUUUGUUGUGGGUGCACCCUGAAGCAGUGGAGCUGCUCUUAGAAGAAUUGCACGAAGGAAUAUAUGGAAGCUACACGGGAGGUAAAUCCUUGUCUCACAGGGCCCUCGCGCAAGGCUACUGGUGGCCAAAUAUGCAAAGGGAAGCUCAAGACUAUGUGAAGAAGUGUGACCAAUGCCAAAGGGACGUGGAUGCCAAAAAAUUUGUUUGGAAGAAUAUCGUCACACGGUUUGGGAUUCCUCAAGCUCUCAUCUCAGAUAACGGGCUACAGUUUGAUAGCAAAGCCUUUAGGAGGUACUGUUGUGACCUUGGAAUUAAGAAUAGGACUACACCUCGUAGAUCCACUGGAGAGAAGCCUUUCUCAAUGACUUAUGGUGCCGAAGCUGUCAUCCCUUUGGAGACUGGUUUCCCUACACUCAGAACAAGUUCUUUCGACCCAGGCGGCAACGAUGGGAUGUUGGAAAAAAGCCUAGAUUUAAUUGAAGAAUGGAGAGAGAAUGCCAGAGUCCAAUUAGCUUAUUAUCAAUACAAGCUCAAACAAAAAUAUGAUGCUAACGUGAAGCUAAGGCCACUGAUGCCUGGAGAUUUGGUUCUAAGAAAAGUUAUAGGGACAACCAAGAACCCAACAUGGAGAAAGUUGGGACCUAACUGGGAAAGGCCCUAUUGCAUUACAUCAGUGGCCGGGAUUGAUGCUUAUUAUCUAGAAGAUCUAGAAGAAAGGGUCGUACCACGCCCUUGGAAUGCAUCUACUUAA
Messenger RNA from Quercus robur (English oak), 1851 nucleotides. RefSeq lists its product as uncharacterized. Gene Ontology annotation, molecular function: nucleic acid binding; RNA-DNA hybrid ribonuclease activity. The transcript is spliced from 4 exons. The record is from RefSeq and is a predicted model, not a curated record. The coding region runs from base 1 to 1851 and encodes 616 amino acids. NCBI's taxonomy places the organism in Eukaryota, Viridiplantae, Streptophyta, Magnoliopsida, Fagales, Fagaceae.